Truncatella angustata is the source of this 504-nucleotide messenger RNA. RefSeq lists its product as uncharacterized. The transcript has 3 exons. The record is from RefSeq and is a predicted model, not a curated record. Lineage: Eukaryota; Fungi; Ascomycota; Sordariomycetes; Amphisphaeriales; Sporocadaceae. Bases 1 to 504 code for a protein of 167 amino acids.
AUGUCAUACCAAUACGGCAAUAUGCUUCAGCGCCCCUACGAAUGGAGCAGCAGCCACCCGGAUUACCUGUACGAUUUCGAAAAUGGAGGCUGGCCCAGAAACUACGACCUACCAGGCCCGGCCAGAUACCCGAGUCCAUACUACGGCAACGCGCAGUAUUACGGUCCGGCUGAGCGUGGCUACCACAACAACAUGUUUGAUCAGCGAUAUGAGUACAACAUGUUCGACGAAGAGAACAUGAGGGUUUGGGGGUGGCUUUGGCCUCAUUACCACACACAGACCGACCUUCUCAUGAUUGAGGCAUCCAGCAUAGUCGAAAUUAAACGCCUAGAAACGCCCCGGGGAAUCGUGAAGGAGUACUUCGGCACAAGAUACCACCUGCAGUUCCAGCGCUUCGUGGGCGACGGGUCGCACGGCGGCACCGGGGUGUUCGUGGCGGUCGACCCGGCCGGGACUGAGGGAGGCGCUGGACAAGUGUUUGGAGAAGACUCGGAUGUCGGCUGA